This is a messenger RNA of Seriola dumerili (greater amberjack), 1434 nucleotides long. It is a transcript of the gene sla1a, whose product is annotated as Src like adaptor. The record is from RefSeq and is a predicted model, not a curated record. The coding region runs from base 115 to 1002 and encodes 295 amino acids. Lineage: Eukaryota; Metazoa; Chordata; Actinopteri; Carangiformes; Carangidae. Gene Ontology annotation, molecular function: protein binding. The transcript is spliced from 8 exons.
CUGUCGACACACUCUGUGACGGGUCAUUUCUGUACACUGUUGUGAACAUGGUACUUCUCUAGUACCAGACUCCGCCGCUGCCACCAUGCCCUGUUUGGGCCAUCACCACCCUUGAUGCCAUCAACAGCAGGCAAACUACAAAUUCUACAGGCCACAGUCUGGUCCAUCUGGAGGAUGGGGAAUAUGAUGGGGGGUGUGCGUGCCAAGGACAAGGACAAGACUGAAACCCCUGACAGCUCUCAAAAGAGUUCAGAAGAAGACAUGGUGGUGGUGCUGCAGGACUACCCGUCUCCUGAAAUCAGCGAGCCCAUCUACAGAAUGGGGGAGAAGCUCAGAGUCAUCGCACAGGAGGCUUAUUGGUGGAGAGUCCGCUCAGUCCAAACAGGGAAGGAGAACUACAUACCCAACAGUCAUGUGGCAAAAGUCUACCACGGUUGGCUGUUUGAGGGGGUGGAGCGGCAGAAGGCCGAAGAGCUGCUGCUUCUACCUGGGAACAGAGUGGGCUCCUUUCUGGUGCGGGAGAGCACCAGGGAGAGAGGUGUGUAUUCACUCUCCGUGAAGCACAUGAUCAUAAAGCACUAUCGUAUCUUCAGACUGGACAACAGCUGGUACUACAUCUCCCCACGCCUCACCUUCCAGUGCCUUGAGGAUAUGAUCAACCACUACUCUGACUCUUCAGAUGGCUUAUGUUGUGUGCUAACCUCUCCCUGUCUGUCGGCCACAACCCCGCAAUCAGCCGUGAAUCCUGAAGCUCCACCUGUGGUCAUGCGACGGAACUUUGACUGGAAGAAAAUAGACAGGACACAGCUGGUCAGCACAGAGAGCUGCAGUGACAACAUGGUGAGCUACGGUGUCAGAAACAGCAUCGCAGCCUACCUUUCCUUUUCUGGCGAUCAAGACCCAGCACAGAUAAGCGCAAAGAACAGGAAGAAGAAAAGCAAAUCUGUUUAUGCUCUCCCUGAAAACAGCUUGGCAAAGCCUGACUAUGAGGAUGACUUCUAGAGACAGCAGUGGCGUUUAAAAUACUGGAAUACCUUCAAGUGGGGGACAGUGGAGGGCAUCCCUCUCUGAAAUCCACCACAUUUCUUAUGUCAGCAUAGGGCUGUGCUGAACUGACAUUUUCAUUAAGGAUCCCAAACAUCCAAGUGUGUUUCAGUUUCUAAUGUGAGCACUUUGAAGUACUUAGACAGUAAUGCAAACUGGAUGACCACUCCACUCACAGAAGGUACGAUGUGGAGUUGUACUGGAUGACGGCGCUAUUGAACUGUGAUAUGUAUUCUGCACACAAGCCGGAAAAACAAACAGUCUGUCAUUAUGAUAGUGAGAAGAAGACUUGAAUGCUAUGGUUACUGUUUGGAAAUAUUAAUGUAUAUAUGAGUAUUAGUGGCUUUCAGACUGUUUCCCUGUGUUGUUAAUAAAUUUUAAAUAUUUGAA